This is a messenger RNA of Acanthopagrus latus (yellowfin seabream), 1089 nucleotides long. Its product is annotated as cystatin-F. Gene Ontology annotation, molecular function: cysteine-type endopeptidase inhibitor activity. The record is from RefSeq and is a predicted model, not a curated record. The coding region runs from base 195 to 623 and encodes 142 amino acids. The transcript has 4 exons. NCBI's taxonomy places the organism in Eukaryota, Metazoa, Chordata, Actinopteri, Spariformes, Sparidae. Gene Ontology annotation, biological process: negative regulation of microglial cell activation; immune response; positive regulation of myelination. Gene Ontology annotation, cellular component: late endosome; Golgi apparatus; endoplasmic reticulum.
UCCCUGCUGUGAGCUCUGUCAGGAUGAAACCUGGCAGAAGGCUCUGAGCAGGUACAGGAAGUGUUUGUACCGACAGGAAGUGACAUCACAUGUUUGAGUCACACAAACAGCAGGAGUGAAGACACACACGCUGAUCUGAUCUGUGGUCAGAGUGUCGCCGCCUCACAGGAAACUCACACAGACCGACAGAGUGCAUGAUGGGAGUGAAGAUGCUGCUGCUCGUCUCUCUGCUCGCCGCUCUGGGGCCGUCGUUGCCGGCGGGCAGCCAUCAUGGCGGCCUCAUGCCUGGCUCUCCAUACAACAUCAGCAGGAAUGACCCCAGACUGCAGAAGGUCGUCCUCACCGCCGCCUACUACUACAACAACCAAUCAAACGAUGCCUUCCUCUUCAAACCCUCUGCCAUCCAAAGAGCACAGCGGCAGCUGGUGAAGGGGGUCCGGUACAUUGUAGAUCUGCAGAUUUCCAGAACCGUCUGCCAUAAACGAGACGGCAACAAGAACCUCUCCCAGUGUGACCUCCAGCCUGCAGGUGUGCUGCAGCAGACAUUUCAGUGUCACUUUGAGGUUUGGAUCAUUCCCUGGGAGAAGAAGACCCAGACCCAGGUUCUAGACUGUGGACUCUGAGACCGCCAGAACUUCCAUCACCUUCCUCCUCAAUCACCAUCCUCCCCGAGGGUUACCGCCACCUGUCUCCAUCACAUCCUCCACCUACUGGUCAGAGGAUGAACUGCAGCUUACUGAAUUAAAAUCUGUUCUGAUGAAUUUCAGUUUGUUUAAUUGGUUUAAAGCAGUCAUUAGCGUUUGAAGAUAUUCUGGUACUUCAUUAUAACUUCACUGAAGUAUCUAACAUCACGACUACAAGCAGCAUGUUGACAUCAGAGCUGUGAUUGUGUGCCAUCACUCAGUGUUUAUGAAAUGAUUAAUAACUUAUAACAUGACAUCAUGACCUCACUCUGUCGUUAAUUUGUACCGAAGCUACCAAAAUAAGACAGAUUAAAGUGAAAGUGUUCUUUCACUGGUCAGCUGGACUUAAUAAUAAUAACAAUAAUAAUAAUAAUAAUAAUAAAAUCACCGAGACAUGUGUCAUUCA